Molecule: messenger RNA, 981 nt
Organism: Penicillium daleae
Lineage: Eukaryota; Fungi; Ascomycota; Eurotiomycetes; Eurotiales; Aspergillaceae
Exons: 2
Coding region: 1-981 (326 amino acids)
Cellular component (GO): cytoplasm
Source: RefSeq, a predicted model, not a curated record
AUGGCUCCUAACCUUCCCACUCGUCAACUUGGAAAAAAUGGUCCCCAGAUCACAGCUCUGGGAUACGGUGCCAUGGGGCUCUCCGCGUUCUAUGCACCCGCUGCACCCGAUGAGGAACGCCUGCAGUUCCUAGACUAUGUCUACACCAGCGGCAUACUCAACUGGGAUACUUCAGACGUGUACGGAGAUAGCGAAGAUCUCCUUGGGAAAUGGUUCGCCAAAACCGGGAAACGGAGUGAGAUCUUUCUUGCGACAAAGGGCGGUGCCGGUGUCGACGACGAAGGCAAAGCUCUCGUUCGGAGCGAUCCUGAGUACAUCAAAGGGGCUUGUGAUAGAAGUCUGAAGAGACUAGGUCUUGACUCUGUCGAUCUGUAUUACAUCCACCGCUUGGAUAAGGUCACUCCGAUCGAGAAGACUGUUGCUGCUAUGGUGGAGCUGAAGAACCAGGGCAAGAUCAGGUACUUGGGACUGUCAGAGUGCUCUGCAAGCACUCUCCGUCGCGCUUGCAUGGUCCACCAUAUUGCAGCAGUCCAAAUCGAAUACAAUCCUUUCAGCCUCGACAUUGAGCAAAAUGGCCUGUUGACCACGUGUCGUGAACUUGGUGUGGCAGUGGUCUGCUAUGCACCUCUUGGACGGGGCUUCCUGACAGCGCACAUUAAAUCGCCCGAUGAUUUCCCUGAAGGAGAUAUCCGUCGUUUGCUCCCGCGGUUCUCUCCAGAAAACUUCCCUCGGAACCUCAAGAUCGUGGAUGCAUUAGAGGACAUCGCUAGAGCUAAGGGGGUCAGUGUCAGCGCACUCACUCUUGCGUGGCUUUUGGCUCAGGGACAUGAUAUCAUCCCAAUCCCUGGAACAACAAAGCCUAAGAACCUGGAUACUAACAUUCAGGCUUUAUCAAUUACUCUUGCCCCAGAAGAAAACAGAAGGAUCAGAGAAGUCGUGGAAGCUGCUGGUGUCUCUGGCGGGAGAUACCAUACUGCGUAA